Aphidius gifuensis is the source of this 1637-nucleotide messenger RNA. RefSeq names its product LIM/homeobox protein Awh-like. The record is from RefSeq and is a predicted model, not a curated record. The transcript has 4 exons. Gene Ontology annotation, biological process: neuron differentiation; regulation of transcription by RNA polymerase II. Gene Ontology annotation, cellular component: nucleus. NCBI's taxonomy places the organism in Eukaryota, Metazoa, Arthropoda, Insecta, Hymenoptera, Braconidae. Bases 317 to 1273 code for a protein of 318 amino acids. Gene Ontology annotation, molecular function: DNA-binding transcription factor activity, RNA polymerase II-specific; RNA polymerase II transcription regulatory region sequence-specific DNA binding.
CAUCAGCCGGACGAGAUCAUUUAAUUUAUAAUUCUAUAUUUUAAUGAUCAAAAAAAAUUACUAAACAAUUUAUAGAUUAACGAAUUAAUUAAGCCAAAAAAAAAAAUUAUCAUUUGUGUUGAAAAAUUGUGUUCUAAUUAUAUUGUGCUAAGAUGAAAAAGUGGAGAUGAAAAAAAAUGUGUAAUUUUUUUUAGAAAAAUUAUGUGUAAUGGAUUUAAUGAUUAUUAAAAUUUUUUAAUUAAUUAUAUUUUUGUGAUUAUUAUGGAGAAAUUUUUGUUGUUAUUUUGAUGGUAUAAUUGCUGAGCAAUAAACAACAAUGAAGACCGAGAACAAAUCAGAUAUUGAAUCAUCUGAAUUAAAUAAUAUAAAAAUUAAAAAUUCAUCAGUUACUGAUAAUGACAGUGAUAGCACAAGUGUUAAAAUUGAAAGUAAUGAUGGUAUUGAUAUGGAUUGUGGUGGUUGUGGUGAAAGAAUAAAAGAUAAAUUUUUAUUAUGCGUCGGAGGUAAAAGUUGGCAUUCAAGAUGUCUUAAAUGUUGUGCAUGUGCUAGACCACUUCAUGAACAACGUUCAUGUUUUCUACGGGGUAUGAGAUUAUAUUGUCGUCAUGAUUAUGCCUUAAAUUUUGGUGCAAAAUGUUCAAAAUGUGGAAGAAAUGUUGGUGCAGGUGAUUGGGUAAGACGUGCAAAAGAUCGUGUUUAUCAUUUGGCAUGUUUUGCUUGUGAUGCCUGUUCACGUCAGCUAUCAACUGGUGAACAAUUUGCUCUAUUUGAUGCAAGAUUAUUAUGUAAAGUACAUUAUCUUGAUGUUGUUGAGGGAAAUAAUACAUCAUCAUCUGAAGAUUGUGAUUCUGAGCAUGGUGGAAAAGGAAGUAAAACAAAACGUGUUAGAACAACAUUUACUGAAGAACAAUUAUCAGUACUUCAAGCAAAUUUUCAGCUUGAUAGUAAUCCAGAUGGACAAGAUUUAGAAAGAAUAGCACAUGUUACUGGACUAAGUAAAAGAGUUACACAAGUAUGGUUUCAAAAUUCACGUGCAAGACAAAAGAAACACAGUGGAAAAAUUAAAACACAAAUGCAUCAUUCAUCACCAUUGCAACAUCAUCCAAAUGAUCUUUAUCCUGGUAAUAUGGUUGGUGGUUAUUUUGGUGGAUAUCAAGGUGGUAGUGUUGGCAGUGAAAGUCCAGAGAGUCCUUUAACACCUUUGACACCCUUAACGCCGAUGACCCCAACGACGCCUACUCAUUUACAACAGCCCCAAUUCUGCCAUCAGUGAAGAAUUAUUUACGACAAUCAUUUAUUUUUUCUCACUUGAAUAUCAUUUUAAAAAAAAAACCCCAAGUGGUGCUUUGAAAAAAUGCCGAUUUAAAGAGUUUUUGUGUUGGUUUUUAUUCGUUGAGGAUUUCUUUUCUUUUCUUCUUUAUAAAAAAUGUUUUUUUUUUUUUUUUGGAGACUCAGGUAGUUUUCUUGUGAAAAAUAAGUGAGAAGAAAAAAAGACAAGAAAACAGACAUAAGUGACUAGAUGAAAACCAUGAAAACGACUUGGAAAAUAAAUUUUUUUUUUUUUGUUUCUUUUUUCUUUCUUUGUGUUGAUUUAUUUAUAUAACGUAUCUCUACAAAAUUUUUUUAGAAAUUUACGA